Camelus dromedarius (Arabian camel) is the source of this 1133-nucleotide messenger RNA. RefSeq lists its product as uncharacterized. The transcript has 5 exons. The record is from RefSeq and is a predicted model, not a curated record. Gene Ontology annotation, molecular function: structural constituent of chromatin; protein heterodimerization activity; DNA binding. Gene Ontology annotation, cellular component: nucleosome. NCBI's taxonomy places the organism in Eukaryota, Metazoa, Chordata, Mammalia, Artiodactyla, Camelidae. The coding region runs from base 83 to 1072 and encodes 329 amino acids. Gene Ontology annotation, biological process: nucleosome assembly.
UGGGGGAGGGGGGAACGGGGUAGUUAUAUAAAGAUCGGCUCUCAGCUUCUUCGUCACUCGUUGGGUUGGUUUCUACAGAGCCAUGUCAGGACGCGGCAAAGGCGGCAAGGGCCUCGGUAAGGGAGGCGCUAAGCGCCACCGCAAGGUGUUGCGAGACAACAUCCAGGGCAUCACCAAGCCCGCCAUCCGGCGUCUGGCUCGGCGAGGUGGUGUGAAGCGCAUCUCCGGCCUCAUCUACGAGGAGACUCGCGGGGUGCUGAAGGUGUUCCUGGAGAACGUGAUCCGGGACGCCGUCACCUACACCGAGCACGCCAAGCGCAAGACGGUCACGGCCAUGGACGUAGUCUACGCGCUCAAACGCCAGGGGCGGAGGGGACCUACCGCUCUAUACGUGCACUACUCAUCGUUCGUGAUGGCUCGUACUAAACAGACAGCUCGCAAGUCCACCGGCGGCAAAGCGCCGCGCAAGCAGCUGGCCACCAAGGCGGCCCGCAAGAGCGCGCCGGCCACGGGCGGCGUGAAGAAGCCGCACCGCUACCGGCCCGGCACGGUGGCCCUGCGCGAGAUCCGCCGCUACCAGAAGUCCACGGAGCUGCUGAUCCGCAAGCUGCCGUUCCAGCGGCUGGUGCGCGAGAUCGCGCAGGACUUCAAGACCGACCUGCGUUUCCAGAGCUCGGCCGUGAUGGCGCUGCAGGAGGCCUGCGAGGCCUACCUGGUGGGGCUCUUCGAGGACACCAACCUGUCUAUUGCGAUAGCAACCAUGUCAGGUCGUGGUAAGGGGGGAAAAGGACUAGGGAAAGGGGGUGCUAAGCGCCACCGGAAGGUUUUGCGCGACAACAUUCAGGGCAUCACCAAGCCCGCCAUCCGGCGCCUGGCUCGGCGAGGUGGUGUGAAGCGCAUCUCCGGCCUCAUCUACGAGGAGACUCGUGGGGUGCUGAAGGUGUUCCUGGAGAACGUGAUCCGGGACGCCGUCACCUACACCGAGCACGCCAAGCGCAAGACGGUUACGGCUAUGGAUGUAGUCUACGCGCUCAAGCGCCAGGGACGUACCCUGUACGGCUUUGGCGGUUGAGAGUAUGAGAUUCGGUAUUCUUCAAACUUUGAAAACAAAGGCCCUUUUCAGGGCCGCCCAC